AUGGACUCGGAAAGACGUGGACAAUCGGAGGAUGCUUCUUUUGGUACAAAGGACCCGGUAGAAGCUGCAAACUCGCACGAGAAAGCGUCACGAUCGAUUCUCGACGCACCUUUCGCCGGGAAAGAGCUCCUGACAGACCGUCACAAUGGUGUUGCGUCAUGGGCAGAUGCUGUGACACUUUUGAAAGGUUCCAACCCCCGCCACUCGGAGCUCCAGGAGAGCGAGAACUUGGCCUGGAUGGACAUGAUGCUCGCCUUGUUGGAGAAGCGCUAUGGCUUCAGUUGUACGCUGCCAGUGUCUCUCACGGAUCCGGAAGCUGCCAAAGUGCUCAAAUUGUCACAUUCCAAGCAUCUCCAGACAGGAUCAGUCAGUGCUCAAGCUUCGCUCAAGCGUUCACGAAGCGUGGAUGAUGCGUACGUCAAGACAGCUGCUGGUACUGUUCAUGGUAAUCGAGUAUUACAACUCAUAAGCUCAAGGCAUUUGCAGCAACAGCAAGCCAUAACGUACUUGGAUCAGGAGUCAGAGCAGACAAGAGAAAGCAAGCGACAACGUCUUGCGCUACGGCACGCGCAGGAGAUCCAGACCUCGAGUGUUGCGUCGUCCUAUAGUUGUGGAUGCAAGACUGGCUGCCUCAAGAUAUGCUGUACGUGCUUUAGCUCUCGAGGAUUCUGUCACGCUGGAUGUGCCUGUGACGAUUGCAAGAACAUCCAGGUGCACAAAGGGGAACGUGUGGACGCCAUUCGCAAGUACUUGAUCAAGAACCCACACGCGUUUUCCUUGGUGUCGAUGCCUCGAGAUGGAACCACCACAGGAUUCCUUCACCUGUUGCCGCAGAAGAGUAACGCAGUGGCCUUGCGCAGGUGUCUCUGCAAGAAGUCCAAGUGCAAGAAGCAGCACUGCGAGUGUUUUCAACACGGCAAUGUUUGCACAUCGCACUGCCGCUGCAUGAGCUACUCCAAUACCAGCGAAGCCUUGUGUUUGCAAACGGAGAGCAGUGCUCCUACUCACGCCAAGUGUGUUGCCCGAUCCGACUCGGUCACUUCUGAAUCGAAGGCGUUCCAUCCCGUACAAAUUACUGUGACGAAGCAGCCGCGCCGGAACAAUGUGGGCAAGACUCUGCGCCUGAACCUAUAA
This is a messenger RNA of Hyaloperonospora brassicae, 1134 nucleotides long. The record is from the annotation of a GenBank genome assembly. NCBI's taxonomy places the organism in Eukaryota, Oomycota, Peronosporomycetes, Peronosporales, Peronosporaceae.